Molecule: messenger RNA, 2496 nt
Organism: Dreissena polymorpha
Lineage: Eukaryota; Metazoa; Mollusca; Bivalvia; Myida; Dreissenidae
Exons: 4
Coding region: 106-1914 (602 amino acids)
Molecular function (GO): protein binding
Source: RefSeq, a predicted model, not a curated record
UUCGGCUAUGCAUGUUGAUUUGGUGUACAUCGUGACCGCAAUAAAAUAAUUUUAUUUCAGUGACCUUGUGAUUCUUUCGACAUAUACAUCUCAGAUAUCAUUUGUAUGCACUAUUUGCUUGUUGGACAUGGUAUCGACGCAAUCGCGUUAAAACUAACAAUACUUGCAAAUCUGAAAUCUUCCGGAGCUAUAAUGAAGAAAGAAAUGAAAAUUAUUCUGUUUGUACUUAGUCUCGCCGUGAUAUCAUUGGCAGCGGAACCCGCAUGCCCUUCGUGCUCAAAAUACCAUUACGAGGAGAUGCUGUUGGAGCGAGUUCUCCGCAAUGAACUUGCCUUGGAACAUACGCUAACAAAAAUCAAGGAAACUAAUACCAAUGUCGUGGACGCAUUGAAGAAGCUUCAAGAUGAAAACAAUAAAGUCAACACUGCUAUUGAAUUAAUGGAACGUAAGGAGAUUUUAAUGGAAGCAACAUUGGACGAUUCUGUAAAAACAGCUUUGAAAAACGUGUCUGAAUCUCUGACUCACAUCCUUACUGAAUCAGGACGGGCGAUCAAAGAAAUGGAAAGCAAAGUGGAGCGUUUUAAAGGAGAUCUGAAGACCCCAACAAUACAGUUUCGUGCCCAGCUCGCCUCCCAUGGAUCCUCUAUAAAUGUGAACACCGGUCAAGAUGUAGUGUUUACACGAGUAGAAGUCAACGAAGGUCAAGGCUAUGACAAAGGAACAGGAAAGUUCACCGCCUCUGUUGCCGGUCUAUACAACUUCGCUGUCCACUAUUGCACUCAGGGUUCGCACUAUGUUUACCUGGAGAUUGUACACAACGGCAAGUCUCUACAGAUAUCAUCUAACUAUGGGGCUGACGGAGCAAUCCAGUGCUCUUCGCUGCAGGCCUAUGUCGUGUUGUCCAUAGGUGACGUUGUCUGGGUGCGAAGUACCGAUACAAGUUACUUUCAUCAUGAUGACGGUUAUCGGCCCACUAAAUUUUCUGGAGUACUGAUUCGUGCGUAUAUCAUUUGUAUGCACUAUUUGCUUGUUGGACAUGGUAUCGACGCAAUCGCGUUAACACUAACAAUACUUGCAAAUCUGAAAUCUUCCGGAGCUAUAAUGAAGAAAGAAAUGAAAAUUGUUCUGUAUGUACUUAGUCUCGCCGUGAUAUCAUUGGCAGCGGAACCCGCAUGCCCCUCGUGCUCAAAAUACCAUUACGAGGAGAUGCUGUUGGAGCGAGUUCUCCGCAAUGAACUUGCCUUGGAACAUACGCUAACAGAAAUCAAGGAAACUAAUACCAAUGUCGUGGACGCAUUGAGUAAGCUUCAAGAUGAAAACAAUAAAGUCAACACUGCUAUUGAAUUAAUGGAACGUAAGGAGAGUUUAAUGGAAGCAACAUUAGACGAUUCUGUAAAAACAGCUUUGAAAAACGUGUCUGAAUCUCUGACUCACAUCCUUACUGAAUCAGGACGGGCGAUCAAAGAAAUGGAGAGCAGAGUGGAGCGUUUUAAAGGAGAUCUGAAGACCCCAACAAUACAGUUUAGUGCCCAGCUCGCCUCCCAUGGAUCCUCUAUAAAUGUGAACACUGGUCAAGAUGUAGUGUUUACACGAAUAGAAGUCAACGAAGGUCAAGGCUAUGACAAAGGAACAGGAAAGUUCACUGCCUCUGUUGCCGGUCUAUAUCAAUUUGCCUUUCACUUUUGCACCCAGGGUAACCAAUAUGUUUACCCGGAGAUUGUACACAACGGCAAGUCUCUACUGAGGUCAUAUUACUACGGAUCUGAUGGCCAGUACCAGUGUUCUUCACUGCAGGCCAAUGUCGAGAUGAUCAUGGGUGAUGUUGUCUGGGUGCGAUGUACCAAUAACAGUUACUUUUAUCAUGAUGACAGUCAUCGGUCCACUCAAUUUUCUGGAGUACUGAUUCGUGCGUGAUAUCCGAAUGACGUUUAUAUGUAAUAUUGUAUGGAGCUUGUUUCGGAAUUUGUUUUAUUUUGUUAGCAUAUAAAAAUCAAGUUUUGUAUCAAAUGAAACCUUUGAAUGUGUUUAUUAUGAUUUUGUUCAAAUUGCAAAUUAGUUAUUUUUGUUUAAGUAUAAAAUAAUAUCAAAACCUCAUGUCUACACGUUUCUAAUGCUUCUCACUACCGAAAGUAUUGUAAGAUUCUAAUUGCUAUUUCCGUCAUUUUAAAAACAAUCUGUUUGUAUAAUUUAUUUUUGUUAACAAUAACAUUUCACUUAGAAGUGUAGGUUUAAUAUUCGUCUUUUUAUUGCUAAACAGACAUUCAAUUUUGUAAAUAAUUAGUGCGUAUAAGCUUGUAUAAUAUGCAUGUGAUUUGAGUAUUUAUUAUAUUAAGUCAACAUAAACUAUUGCAGUCUAGAUGUGAUUAUUUUCUUGGGAUUAACAUGCUUCCGACCUGGUCUAUUGAGCAUAAUACACGUUUGUUUUCAGAUUUUGUAAAACUUAUUAUCUCGUUUUCAAAUAUUAAAAUUGCAAGAAUUACAUAUUAAGAGCGCCAA